This is a messenger RNA of Dioscorea cayenensis subsp. rotundata (Guinea yam), 1421 nucleotides long. Its product is annotated as E3 ubiquitin-protein ligase SINAT5-like. Bases 195 to 1187 code for a protein of 330 amino acids. Gene Ontology annotation, molecular function: protein binding; zinc ion binding; ubiquitin protein ligase activity. NCBI's taxonomy places the organism in Eukaryota, Viridiplantae, Streptophyta, Magnoliopsida, Dioscoreales, Dioscoreaceae. Gene Ontology annotation, biological process: multicellular organism development; ubiquitin-dependent protein catabolic process. The transcript has 3 exons. The record is from RefSeq and is a predicted model, not a curated record. Gene Ontology annotation, cellular component: cytoplasm.
AAAAAAAAGGAAAAGCAACGAACACAAAGACAAGGGUGGCGGUUUUCCUCUCUGGCGAUCUCUUCUCUCUCCCUCUCUCGCUCGCCAUUCAAUCCCUAAUUCGAUCCUUGAGUGGGAUGGGGAGAGGGAUGUGAGAUUUGGAAUUGGGGGGGGAGUGGAUUCCUUGUUGGCGUUUUGGAUUUUGUAUGAAUUGAAUGGAUUUGGAUAGCAUUGAGUGCAUCCCAUCGUCGCAUGGGAUCGAUGACGAGGAGCAGGAGAGUGUUCAUCACCCAUUCGUGAAGAUUGGGUCGGCUGGAUGUAACGGAGGCGGCGGCGGCGGCGGCGGCGGCGGAGGGGUUGGGAUUGGGGCGGUGCAUGGGUUGCCGCCGGCGACUAGCGUGCAUGAGUUGUUGGAGUGCCCUGUGUGUACUAAUUCCAUGUAUCCUCCGAUUCAUCAGUGUCAUAAUGGGCAUACACUGUGUUCAACCUGUAAAUCAAGAGUGCAUAAUCGUUGCCCUACUUGUCGACAAGAGCUAGGAGAUAUCAGGUGUUUAGCAUUGGAAAAGGUUGCUGAGUCACUUGAACUUCCUUGCAAAUACUACUCGCUGGGAUGUCCCGAGAUCUUUCCAUAUUACAGCAAGCUCAAGCAUGAAGCUCAGUGCAAUUUCAGACCAUACAACUGUCCAUAUGCUGGGUCUGAAUGCUCUGUUGUUGGUGACAUUCCUUCCCUAGUUGCGCAUUUGAGAGAUGACCACAAAGUGGACAUGCACACUGGGUGCACAUUCAACCAUCGCUACGUCAAGUCUAAUCCCCGAGAGGUUGAAAAUGCAACCUGGAUGCUGACUGUAUUCCACUGUUUUGGGCAAUAUUUUUGUUUACACUUUGAGGCUUUUCAGCUCGGUAUGGCCCCAGUGUACAUGGCUUUCCUUAGGUUUAUGGGAGAUGAGAAUGAGGCAAGGACUUACAGCUACAGUCUAGAGGUUGGUGCCAAUGGGAGGAAGCUCAUCUGGGAGGGCACUCCACGUAGCAUUCGAGACAGCCAUCGCAAGGUCAGGGAUAGCCAUGAUGGCCUUAUAAUCCAACGAAACAUGGCACUUUUUUUCUCCGGAGGCGACAGGAAGGAAUUAAAGCUGCGGGUCACUGGUCGGAUAUGGAAAGAACCUCAAAAUCAGGAAACUGGAGCUUGCAUACCUAAUUUGUGUAGUUGAAAUUUGAAAGCUCACACUGGCUUGCACAUAUUGUUGUAUGUCUUGGUUUAUGGUUGUGCUGUAUGUACCACGCCAACUUCUGUUUGUAUCUUUGGCAGUUCUCUUUCCACCCCCUGUACUCUGUAUUUUAACUAUGAUGUGUGUGAUUUUACUGAAAUUUGAGCUCUUGUCACAUGGAUCAAUAAGCUUUUCUUAUUAUCUCUUGUAAGAUGGGAUCUAAAUUGUUUGUUUCGA